UGGCAGCCUCUGCGCCUCGUCCUACCCGUCGUCAUCUCCUUCGUCGCCCUCAUGCUCGCCGUCGCUACCGUCGUCAUCUGCAGACGCAAACGGAACCAGAACUCCCCGAAGCGAAGUACGAACUCCACAGCAGCGAAGGGGACCAACGAGGCACCGGCUCUGAAAGAAAAAGAAGCUGUGCAGACUUAUCAUAAAUCUUUCGAGUACGCUUCGGACGAUAUCUAUCAUUACGCUUCAGCAAGUUAUCAGUUCGGAAACUUGACCCCACCACCUCCUACGCCGGCGGCUUCAGAUGACGCUGAGACUCGCACCGACCAACAAACUAAUUGCAACCGCGGCCAUCUUCCAACCAAUGCCCACCUUGUGCUGGCGGAAGAUUGCAUUGUUCAACACGGUACUGAGGACGUCGUAAGACGGCAACGACAGCAGUACGAUGAAAGCGAACAAGCGGAACACCACGACCUCCGUGAGAAUAUGACUAGCUUCAACAAUAUUCUGUACCAGGCACCAUCUCUUCAGGACGAGGACGCCGCUGUGAUAGAA
This is a messenger RNA of Hyalella azteca, 543 nucleotides long. RefSeq lists its product as uncharacterized. The annotation marks the transcript as partial. NCBI's taxonomy places the organism in Eukaryota, Metazoa, Arthropoda, Malacostraca, Amphipoda, Hyalellidae. The record is from RefSeq and is a predicted model, not a curated record. The transcript is spliced from 3 exons.